This is a messenger RNA of Lotus japonicus, 2649 nucleotides long. Its product is annotated as cyclic nucleotide-gated ion channel 17-like. NCBI's taxonomy places the organism in Eukaryota, Viridiplantae, Streptophyta, Magnoliopsida, Fabales, Fabaceae. The record is from RefSeq and is a predicted model, not a curated record. Gene Ontology annotation, biological process: potassium ion transport; transmembrane transport. Gene Ontology annotation, cellular component: membrane. The transcript has 7 exons. The coding region runs from base 183 to 2363 and encodes 726 amino acids. Gene Ontology annotation, molecular function: voltage-gated potassium channel activity.
ACAUGUUGACUUGUUUUGUCAUCAUGCGGUGCUGUCAUUUUGAGCUCUGAACCGAGGUUACGGUUUCAACACAACAACAUCCUCAGUGAAAAGAUCCCCACUCUGUUGUUGUUCCUCUCUGAUCCCCAGCAAUCAUUCACCUCUCUCCCAUGUCAGGGUCUUGAUCCAGCUUCAUCUGCUUCAUGGAGUUGAAAAAGGACAAGCUUGUCAGAAUUUAUGAUUUUAGAUUCUACUCGGAUGGCAAGAAGCAUAAAGAGCCACUAUGGAGAGCAGCUGAACCGCCGGGGCUUGAAAGGUCAUCGUCCAGAUACAAGGUUCCGUCGUCUUCUUUGCUUAAAACGAGCAAUGCUGUUCCAUUAGGGAAAACUAGAAUUGGAGGACCUAAGGUAUUCCCGGAGGAUCAUGAGCCGUGGCGAAAAAGAAUACUUGACCCGGGUAGCGAGAUUGUGUUAAAAUGGAACCGGGUCUUCAUUGUUUCAUGCUUGGUGGCUCUUUUUGUUGAUCCGUUGUACUUUUAUUUGCCCAGUGUAACAGACAGCUCAAGGUCUUCAUGUAUGAGGACGGACCUAACAUUACGGAUUAUUGUGACCUUUCUUCGCACUAUAGCAGAUAUUUUUUAUCUGUUACACAUGAUAAUUAAGUUCAGGACAGCUUAUGUGGCCCCAAGCUCACGGGUAUUUGGCAGGGGUGAACUUGUCAUGGACCCAAAGAAAAUCGCAAGGAAAUAUAUCAGAUCUGAUUUCUUCAUUGAUUUAAUUGCCACACUACCUCUACCACAGAUGGUCAUAUGGUUUAUUAUACCGGCAACAAGAAGCCCUCAGAGAUAUCACAAUAAUAAUGCUCUUGCAUUGAUUGUUUUGCUCCAAUAUGUUCCAAGGUUAUAUUUGAUGUUUCCACUAAGUUCUCAAAUAAUCAAAGCAACCGGAGUGGUUACAAAGACUGCCUGGGCAGGAGCUGCGUAUAAUCUGCUAUUGUACAUGUUGGCUAGUCAUGUUUUAGGGGCAGCUUGGUAUCUUCUUUCUGUGGACCGAUAUACUCAUUGUUGGAAAUCCUUUUGCAAAAAGGAAACCAGCCCUGAGAAUUGCUUUCGUUACCUGGACUGCAAUUAUGUUAAUCUUCUGCAGCGCGAGAUAUGGGCAAACAGUACAAAUGUAUUUAACAGCUGUGAUCCCAGUAGUAAAGAUAAUGACUUUAAGUUUGGGAUAUUUGAAAAUGCAGUAAAGAAGCACGUUGUGUCUACAGACUUUAUCCCGAAAUACUUGUAUUGUUUAUGGUGGGGAUUGCAGCAAUUAAGUUCUUAUGGACAGAACUUAGACACAAGCACUUUUAUUGGAGAAACAUCAUUUGCCAUUGUCAUUGCCAUCCUUGGUCUUGUACUAUUUUCUCAUUUGAUUGGGAACAUGCAGACAUAUUUGCAAUCAAUUACUAUAAGGCUUGAAGAGUGGAGGCUUAAGCGAAGAGACACAGAGGAGUGGAUGAGGCAUCGCCAACUCCCUGAAGAUUUGAGAUUCCGUGUUAGACGAUUCGUUCAAUAUAAAUGGCUUGCAACUCGUGGUGUUGAUGAAGAAACCAUUCUACGUGCAUUGCCUGCUGAUCUUCGCCGCGAUAUUCAACGCCACCUGUGCUUAGACCUUGUUAGACGAGUUCCCUUCUUCUCACAAAUGGAUGAUCAGCUUCUUGAUGCAAUUUGUGAGCGGCUGAUAUCUUCUCUAAGCACUCAAGGCACCUACAUUGUUCGCGAAGGAGACCCUGUAACUGAAAUGCUCUUCAUUAUUAGAGGUAGACUUGAUAGUUCCACAACAAAUGGUGGUCGGAGUGGUUUCUUCAACUCUAUCAUAUUGAGACCGGGAGAUUUUUGUGGUGAGGAACUACUUUCUUGGGCUUUACUCCCAAAAUCAACAGUAAAUUUGCCUUCUUCAACCAGGACAGUUAAAGCCCUGAGUGAGGUUGAAGCUUUUGCUCUUCGGGCUGAAGACCUCAAGUUUGUCGCCAACCAAUUUAGGCGCCUCCACAGCAAGAAGCUGCAGCACACAUUUAGAUUUUACUCCCACCAUUGGAGGACUUGGGCAGCCUGUUUUAUUCAGGCCGCUUGGCGUCGAUACAAGAAAAGGAUAUCUGUCAAAGACCUCAGUUUGAGGGAACCCCUUCCCUUGGAUGAGACCGUGGCCAGUGAGAGAGAACAUGAAGAGGAAAGGCCUGCUGGUUCAAACACAUCUCAGACUAAGUUGAACCUUGGGGUCACAAUUCUUGCUUCAAGGUUUGCCGCUAACACACGAAGAGGAGCUCUGAAGAUUAAAGAUGACCUGCCUAAGUUACGGAAGCCUGAAGAACCUGACUUCUCCACUGAAGCUGAUGAUGACUAGUGCACUUAUUCAGAGGCAUUUGGUAUGUUCAGCUGCAACCUACAUUCCAUUCAGUGUGGAUGAUGAUUCUAUAGGUCACUCAAAUCCUGCAAAUGAUCUCUUCCAUGACUCUUAUUGCUGGUGGUAGUUAAAUGUUAAUGUAUAUUUUACUGAGGAAAGGUGAGGGGGGGAAAAAGCUGGGCCAAAAGAAGGGUGGUGGUGGUGGGUUUUCUAAUGCUCACUUGCAUGUACCCUAACAUAUAUUUGUAUGCAAUCUUCAUCUAAGUAGGUUGAUAAGUUGAUUUAA